Messenger RNA from Vicia villosa (hairy vetch), 777 nucleotides. RefSeq lists its product as uncharacterized. The record is from RefSeq and is a predicted model, not a curated record. The coding region runs from base 1 to 777 and encodes 258 amino acids. The transcript has a single exon. NCBI's taxonomy places the organism in Eukaryota, Viridiplantae, Streptophyta, Magnoliopsida, Fabales, Fabaceae.
AUGCACGCAGUUAAGAAUUUCAUGGAGAAGACAUGGAAUUUUGUAGCACUACUAGAACUAUACUUCAAUGAAGCGGGAUACUUCAUUGUGCGUUUCAGGACCUGGGAGGAUUUGAACAAGGUUAUGGAGCAAGGGCCAUACUUUAUCUUUGGUAAGCCUAUCUUUCUAAAGUACUGGUCUGUGGAUUUUGAAAUAAAAGCUGAUUUGCUGCGUGUGCUGCCUUUAUGGAUUACUUUGCCAAACCUUCCUCUAUAUCUAUGGGGGGAGAGGAGUAUCUCUAAAAUAUCCAGCGCCAUAGGGAAUCCCAUCACAACGGAUGAAUGCACUGCGAGGAAAUUGAGGAUAUCGUAUGCGAGGGUUCUGGUUGAGGUUGAUAUCACCAAACCAGUUAAGCAAUCAAUCACCAUCAGAGACCAUAGUGGAAAAGAAUGGGAGCAAAAAAUCGAGUAUGAAUGGCGUCCAAAAUAUUGCCAAACAUGCCUGAAGAUUGGACACGACUGUGCCACAAGGAAGAUGAAUGAGCAUCCAAAACCUAAACAGAGGGUGUGGCAAGAGAAAGCUAAGGAACCUGAAACUAAAGGUGAGGAUAAUGGUGGUAAGGAAGCUACUCAAGCUGCCCCCGAAGUAGAAGUUUGGACUCAGGUUGGGUCAAGCAAGAAUGACAAGGCUAAGAAGAAGAUUGUCUUCUCUCCUCCUGAAGACUUGGUUGUUCAGAACAUAUUCACACCUCUUGGGAUUGGAGUUAGCCUAAGAGGUGAGCCAAGUAACUCGAAAUGA